Osmerus eperlanus (European smelt) is the source of this 2372-nucleotide messenger RNA. RefSeq names its product profilin-2-like. The record is from RefSeq and is a predicted model, not a curated record. NCBI's taxonomy places the organism in Eukaryota, Metazoa, Chordata, Actinopteri, Osmeriformes, Osmeridae. The coding region runs from base 225 to 641 and encodes 138 amino acids. Gene Ontology annotation, cellular component: cytoplasm. The transcript is spliced from 3 exons. Gene Ontology annotation, molecular function: actin binding. Gene Ontology annotation, biological process: actin cytoskeleton organization; regulation of actin filament polymerization; positive regulation of actin filament bundle assembly.
CAUUGUGCGGAGUGAUCUGAUAGGGACUACACCCAGGCGCUGCCUUCUUGUAUUCAUUGACUUUCUUUAUUGCCAGAGACUAGACGUUUGUGAACGUCGAAUUGUGGGUAUAAUUGGUGUCAAAUAAUUGACUGGUUUGCAAUUUAACUAUCUGUUCCUGGAUAAUCAUAGACCGUAUAUUUCACAGCUUAUAGGGAGGUUAGUUGUUGAUCAAGUACUCAAAUAUGUCUUGGCAAAGCUACGUGGAUAACCUGAUGGCCGAUGGCAGCUGUCAGGAUUGCGCCAUUGUUGGUUAUACGGACGCCAAAUACGUUUGGGCAGCACAAGCCGGUGGUUCGUUUCUCAAUAUAACGCCACAAGAAAUUGAUGUAAUUGUGGGGAAAGACAGGCAGAGCUUCUUCACCAACGGUAUGUCCUUGGGGGGGUCAAAGUGCUCGGUCAUCAGAGACAGCAUGCAUAUUGACAAUGACUGGACGAUGGACAUCAGGACAAAGAGCACAGGAGGGCCAACAUACAACAUUUCUGUAGGAAAGGCUGGAAAAGCAUUGGUUAUAGUCAUGGGAAAGGAAGGGGUCCAUGGCGGACUUCUCAACAAGAAAGCUUUUACCAUGACUGAUUACCUGAGGAAGUCCGGAUAUUAAAGCAGCCCCCACCCUCCAUUCACUCUCAUUCACCCCAUUGUAUUGACACUAUGUCCAGGACUAGUUAGCAAACCAGUAUACUGUGCUGUUACUCCCAAAGUCAAAUUUGUAUGUACUUUUGUUUUGCGCUGCUUUGAUCCCCUUGUCUACACUUGCAUAAAAUAUCAUUUUACUCAACUCUCACUUUCUGACACUACAGUAGGAGCAUGUUCAUCUAAAGUGGUUGAAAUAUGUAUUUACCAACAACAACAAAAAGUGUGCAAACAAUAAAUGAAUAAUAAAUAACAGAAGUGAAUGAUGCAUUUGGACUUGCCUUGUAUAAACCAAUACCCAACUGGCAGAUGGUAGAAAUGGGAAGCACACCAAGACAAAUCAUUAAAUGAUAGAGAUGGUCUUGAGUAACGAUGCCUUUUGAGCAUUACAACGAGACCCCAGGGUCAUGUAGUCUUCCUUUUUCUCUUCAGCAUGCCAGGAUUUGAAAGUUGCAUGCAUAUGCUUUAGUUUACAGAAUUGAACUCUUGUUUCUGUGCCGCCCUCACAUGUUGAUGUUCCAGCCAAAGUGUUUCCAUUCUGCCAUCAAGUCUGUGUCCAUUUCUCAUGGGGCAUAAGCAUAAUUAAAUAGAGCUUUCCUCUGAACUAGUCAUUUGUCCCACCACAGACAUUGUGACCCUCAAGCACACCAAAAAACAAUGUUCAUUAAUGCUUUUGCUGUUGUACUUGAAUGUGGUCUUAAGUCGUUGUGGUGUUGGGAUAUUGUUUUGAGUGUAAUGACAGAUCAGCGUUGUUGAGGUUUUCAGAUAGAUAUUCUUCCCAUGGUCCUUCACUAUCCUGGAGUUUACAUGGACAUUCCAUCUUUGACAGCUCAGGCAUUUAUCUACCGUCUGCCACCUGCUACUUAACUUAUGCUGCUGAGAUUUGGCAGUAAGGCCGUAUAGCCUCCCUACAUAACCAUCUUGUCAUGUCGGAAGUCUUUUUCAUUGGACCAAGUGUUAUGUAAGUUUUAGGGAUUCUCAGAAAUGCUACAAACCCUUGUGAUGGAUAAAUGUUGACAUUUGUUGACUGUAAAUUAUUAGACCAUUAUGCAGUUGACAUUGCAGUUGUAAAACACUUUCUGCUAUGUCUGAUCACUAAAUAAGUAAUUGGAUUACUUCAAAUUCGUCUAUUACAGACGGCAUCCUAAACUCUAAAUUGUAUUCUCGAAAUGAAUGCAUUUGACUGGAAAAAUAUACCCAAGCAAUGCUCUUGGAAUUAACUGCCUUGUGCGCUACAUUAUAUAUAUAUAUAUAUAUAUAUAUAUAUAUAUUAAAAAAAGUAUCCAACUGUCAUCAACGGUAUAUUAAAGAGAAAGUUAAAACUGUACACUGCAUUUAUGAAAAAUGGUGUUGGUUGGAAUAAGAACAUUUGUAAGUUGUCUUGUGUAAACCUUAUGAGAAAACUGUAUCCUGUGCCAUAAAAGAUCUGAUCUAUUCCUGAUUUGUAACUGCUGCCCCACGAAAUACUAACUUAAUGGCACUUUCCCAAAGGAUAUUUUGGCACCAACCUGCUCCAGGUUUUGUGGGUUAUGUACAUAUUAAAAAGAACUUCUCGCAAUUUGUGAUCUCAUUUAUUUGCAUUUGAAUUUAAUAUGAAACAUAUACAAUGCAUUUGAUUAAAGUAGGGGAAAUGCCAUGAAUUGAUAUAUACACCCCUUGUUUACAGGCAGAUCAAAUAAAAGUUAUUCCAACCUUUAAA